GCCGGAAGCUCAUGCAAGCAUGCAACAAAACAAACAUUUUGUAGUUCAUUAGUUUGAGUGCAUUUCAAUGAUUUUUAACAGGCGCAAUAAUGAAGAAAAAGAGCUCAUCCUCGAACUUAGCGAAAGUAUAUCCAACAAUAAAUGAGGUUGAAGAUUGUCCAAAACCUGAGAAAACAAUAAAUGCAGAUUUUUAUGAGCUUCACACAAAAAAUCGCAAGCCCACCGAUGUAUGUUGUUUUACUGUGUUUGUAACAUUUUUAACAGUUUUGUGCGGUUUAAUUGGUUACUGCAUUUACCAUGGAGAUAUUAGAAGAGUCAUUAACGGCUACGAUAAUUGUGGAACCAUAUGUGGUGAUAAUUACAUCAAAGACAUGAAAAAUACAAACUUAGAAAAUUGCUAUAAAACCGUAGAUGAAGCGCAUUUUGGAAGAUAUUUUCUGACCAAAAAAGGAGAAUCAACGCUUAACGAUAGAAUUUGUACGAAUAGUUGCAAAAAUUAUGCUGGAUAUGAGAUGUUUCUUAAUAGAUGCCUGCCAUCAGCCAAAAAAGCUGCCAUUGAUAAAAUUUUCAUUCAUACUGGUCUUGUAGAUUUUUUUGUGGAAAUGUCUGAAGACUUUCACGUUUACUGGAAAGUAUUUGUUCCAUUAUUACUUAUAUCUGUAGUAAUAUCCCUUGGCUUCUUGUUACUUUUCCCAUUCAUAGCAAAAUUCAUGGUCUAUGUGGUAUUAGUAGGUGUAGUGUGGGCAUGUGCAGGAGCAACAGUUUAUUUAUGGAUGUCUUGGAAUGAACUCAGAACACUAAAAUCUCUGGAUGCAGAAAUUAAACAACGUCAAGUAUGGACUUAUUUAGGUAUGGCUGUAACAGCAACUUGUGUAACAGUUGUAGUCGUACUCAUUAUAGUAGUGAUGAGGAAAAGAAUCAAACUUGUAGUCCAAUUAUUCCAGGAAGCUGGAAAAGCAGUUUCGGAUAUGCCAGUGUUAUUAGCCGAGCCACUUUUGACGUUUUUGUCAAUAUUGUGCACCAUCGCCCUAUGGAUCUAUUUCUGCAUGUGGGUCAGUAGCGCUGGAAUUUUCACAGAAAGAAGCACCAAUGCCAAUAAGUAUUUUUACAGAAAAGAUGGUUUUAUGGAAACCGCAAAAUAUUUAAACAUUUUCGGAAUGCUAUGGAUGAUUCAGUUUGUAAUUGGUUGUCAGCACAUGGUUAUAGCUGGUGCUGUGUCGAAAUGGUACUUUACAAGGCAAAAAUCUCAGCUUUCAGUUCCUAUUACCGAAAGCUUCUACAAUUUAACUAGGUACCAUUUAGGAACGAUUACAGUAGGAUCAUUUCUACUAGUCGUAGUGCAAAUACUUAGAGCCAUACUCAGUUAUGCCCAAAAAAUGUUUCAAAAUGAAAAACUUAAAUCAGUGAAAUGUCUGAUUUGUUUGUGCAAGGGUUGUUUGUGGAUUUUGCAACAUAUUUUGGAAAUUUUGAGUCGGAACGCUUAUAUAAUAACAGCCAUUUAUGGACAUUCUUUUUGGAAAUCCGGAAAGCGAGCUUUUACAAUUUUGUCUGCCAAUCCACUUCGAGUGACUGCAAUUAAUUCUGUGGGCGACUUUGUUCUGUUUCUUUCCAAAGUUUUAAUUGUUGCUUGUUCUGUUACUGUUGGAUGUUAUUAUUUAAAGAACCAGGAAAAUAUCCAGCACGUUUGGGUACCGUUGGUACUGGUGGGUUUAUUUAGCUACUUUAUUUCUCAUUGUUUCAUGUCAGUUUAUGAGAUGACCAUCGAUACGAUUUUCAUUUGCUUUUGCGAAGACUGCGAAUUGAAUGAUGGUAUAUCCAAGCCAUAUUACAUGUCAAGAGAUUUAAUGGAGUUUGUGGAAAACUCGAAAAAGGCCAUGGAGGUUCAGAGUAAAUCUGAAAAGGGUGAGACCAAUGCUGAACUACAGACAGUAUCUCUGUCCGUGGAAAAGGGGAAAUGAAUUUAUAAUUUUUAACUAAUAAGGAAUUAACUGAAAUAAUCGUGUGCCAUAUACUUUGUUUAUACAUUUUUCUGUAGUGUUUUGAUAUUUGUAUCUAUUUGGUUACCUAAUUUAAGUGGCUAUUUGUAUGUCUUUAAUGAGUAAAAUUAAAGUUAAAACUUUUACAA
This is a messenger RNA of Ceutorhynchus assimilis (cabbage seed weevil), 2125 nucleotides long. The record is from the annotation of a GenBank genome assembly. Lineage: Eukaryota; Metazoa; Arthropoda; Insecta; Coleoptera; Curculionidae.